AACCCCCCAAAUAGAAGAAUGUUUGUCGGUUAAGUGAAUUUGCAGACUAGAUCAAGCUUCGAGCCAAAGAAUCUAUCCUUCUUCUUCGGUGAAUAUCUCUCUCUCUCUCUCUCUCUCUCUCUCUCUCUAGAAUGAUUCAGAGAUGGAUGAAGAAAAAAUCCCAGUUGCCACUCAUAGCACUGCUCUUCUUCCUCUUCAUACUCUCUUCACUUCUCUACUACGAACGGAACAUUCAAGAAAUCCACCAAGACCCAUCUCUCAAGCAUCCCUCUUUGCUCGAAUCCACAGCUCCAAGUAAUUUUAGCAUCCCAAAGGGGCCUCCAGAAGUUUUGGAUAGGUUCACCAAGUGUAGAUCCACUGUGAAGUACAUUGGUCGGAAAGCAAGGUGGGAUGUUCAGGAGGAGGAGUUGAACAGGCGGAGGGGAAAUGAGGAAAAUUGUGACUUUUUUUCCGGCAAAUGGGUUUUCGAUAACUCUUCGUAUCCGCUCUAUAACGAGUCAGAUUGUCCAUACAUGUCUGACCAGUUGGCUUGCCACAAGCAUGGACGGCCAGAUUUGGGGUACCAGUACAGGAGAUGGCAGCCCCACAAUUGCAAUUUGAAGAGAUGGAAUGUGACUGAAAUGUGGGAGAAGUUAAGGGGAAAAAGAUUGAUGUUUGUUGGAGAUUCGCUGAAUAGAGGGCAGUGGAUAUCAAUGGUGUGUUUGCUGCAGUCUGUAAUUCCAGUAGAUAAGAGGUCCAUGUCUCCCAACGCGCAUCUAACCAUUUUCAGAGCAGAGGAAUACAAUGCCACUGUUGAAUUUCUUUGGGCCCCGCUGCUCGUUGAUUCUAAUUCUGAUGACCCAGUGAAUCACAGACUGGAUGAACGGAUAAUGCAGCCAGAUUCAGUUCUCAGGCAUGCUUGUCAGUGGGAGCAUGCUGAUAUACUUGUGUUCAAUACAUACCUGUGGUGGAGGCAGGGGCCGGUAAAGCUGUUAUGGAGUAGUGAAGGAGAUGGGGUUUGCGAAGAAAUAGAUGGGCUGGGAGGGAUGGAGUUGGCUAUGGAGGCUUGGGCUAAUUGGGUUGCUUCUAAUGUCAACCCCCUCGAGAAGCAGGUCUUCUUUGUAACCAUGUCCCCUACACACCUUUGGAGCCGAGAAUGGGAGACAAGUGAAGGAAACUGUUAUAACGAGAAAACACCUAUAAAUAAUGAGGGCUACUGGGGAAGUGGUUCCGACUUGCCUACAAUGCGAAUGUUGGAGAGGGUGCUGAAUAGUUUAAGCUCGAAGGUUUCUGUUAUCAACAUCACUCAGCUGUCAGACUAUCGAAAAGAUGGACACCCUUCAAUUUACCGCAAGUUUUGGGAGACACUGAGCCCGGAACAAUUGUCUAACCCUGUUAGUUACUCCGACUGUAUACAUUGGUGCUUGCCAGGUGUGCCUGAUGUGUGGAAUGAGUUGCUAUUCCAGUUUUUGUAGGUCUUACGUAGAUCGGGGGAGAGGAUUUUCGGCUUAUUUAGCCCGUGUGCCAAGAAAUUUGUCAAUAGUUUUUUUCUCAUCGUUUGGAUGAAAUAUGUGGUUUAUGAGAAUUCAAUUUUCAAUCUCUUUAUGCUAAAGAAAGAGCUUUGAUUC
Molecule: messenger RNA, 1607 nt
Organism: Rhododendron vialii
Lineage: Eukaryota; Viridiplantae; Streptophyta; Magnoliopsida; Ericales; Ericaceae
Product: protein trichome birefringence-like 35
Exons: 6
Coding region: 132-1454 (440 amino acids)
Cellular component (GO): Golgi apparatus
Molecular function (GO): O-acetyltransferase activity
Source: RefSeq, a predicted model, not a curated record